Messenger RNA from Aspergillus glaucus CBS 516.65, 1077 nucleotides. Its product is annotated as putative G-patch domain protein. Gene Ontology annotation, molecular function: nucleic acid binding. NCBI's taxonomy places the organism in Eukaryota, Fungi, Ascomycota, Eurotiomycetes, Eurotiales, Aspergillaceae. The transcript has 2 exons. The record is from RefSeq and is a predicted model, not a curated record. The coding region runs from base 1 to 1077 and encodes 358 amino acids. Gene Ontology annotation, cellular component: kinetochore.
AUGCCACCCCCAGAAGACGAAGAAGAGGACUACAUGUCCAUGGUCAUCGAAGAACCCAAGCAAAAAGAAACCUUUACCCAGAAGAAGCGCCGACAGCAACGCGAGGCCGAAGCACGCGCUAAAGUCCCCUCCAAAGCCGAACGCGCAGCCGAAGAAGCCGCUCGCCGCGAUGCCGCCCUUAUGACCAAUACCCUCGACCCAUCGAACAAGGGAUUCCAGAUGAUGGCCAAGCUUGGUUUCAAGCCUGGUCAGACAUUGGGAAAGCAAGUACCACCGCCAUCAGACAAUCCACAUGGUCAGGAUGCAGCUGCAAGUGCGCGCGACGAUAAGCGAACUGAGCCGCUGAAUUUGGUGUUCAAGGAAGAUCGUGGGGGCAUUGGGCUGGAUAAUGAAAAGAAGCGCAAGAUUAAAGAGGAGGCGGAGGAGGCUUUUAAGAAGGUUAAGCAUGAGGAGGGGGAUUAUCGGGAUCGGGUACGAUUGGAGCGCGAGACAAGACGGGCUGAGGCGCAAUUCCAUGCGGCGCAGAAGGUCGCGGAGCGGUUAGAUACCGAGGCAGAGGAAGGAGAAGGGGAUAAUAAUGACAAGGAUCGCGGUGAUGACAACAACGAGGAGGAAACAGACGACAAAAGCGACAACCAAGAAAAGGAAAAGAAGCCCAAGAAGAACGUCAAACCAACGUCCCAAAUCAACAUCCUCUACCGCGGCCUCGUGCGCGAACGCGAAGAAAAAGAACGCUCCCUCCACCUCCGCCACGUCCUCCAAACCUCCCUCCCGUCAUCCUUCUUCCCCAACCCCGAAUUACCUGGCUACGAUGACCCAACCCUCGAGCGCGAAGACCGCGAGGCAAUUGACCCGCAAGCGCGUGGCGAAGGAUACGCGAGUAGUCUUCUCGAGCAAGAAGUGGAUGAGGAAGAUCCGGAGCUGGACGAGUUUAACGCGCUGGAGCCGCAGGAACGGCUGCAUAAGUUGGUUUUGCAUCUACGGGAGAAGCAUUGGUACUGCUUCUGGUGUAAAUGUCGCUAUGAGGAUGAGACCAUGGAGGGAUGUCCGGGGCUUACGGAGGAGGAUCACGAUUGA